CUCUUCAGAUCUGCUGCUCCGUUUCAUAUCCGUUUCUACUCAUCACCAGAAUCAUGACAACAACAAUUCCCAAGUUUGCUCACUUACAAAUCCCACUUGAAGACGUAGUAAAGGCCACCGACAACUUUCAUCAUGAUAACAUCAUCGGACGCGGUGGAUUGGGACACGUAUACAAAGGACAACUCCAGCGGUCCGGUGAGUUGAUCAAGAUUUCUGCGCUGAGGUUAGAUCGUAAGCACGGUGGAGGAGUCGUCGAGUUCUGGACGGAAGUUUCAAUGCUUUCAGAUCUCAAGCAUCCAAAUAUAGUCUCUAUUGUCGGAUUUUGUGAUGACAAACAUGAGAAGAUCAUUGUGACCACGUAUGAGGCCAAAAAUGGAAGUCUCAAGGAGCAUCUAAGCAACCCGAACCUCACAUGGACGCAAAGAUUGAAGAUAUGUGUAGGCGUGGCUCGUGCUUUGAGUUACCUCCAUUGUGACGAGGGACGUGGCUAUGGUGUUAUACAUCUUAACGUCAACAGCUCCACAAUUUUAUUAGACGAGAACUGGGAACCCAAGUUAUCCGGUUUUAAAGUUUCGAUCAAACAAUCACUUAACCGAAUGGACCAGGUCUUCCUUUCUGAACCUAUUGGCACAAUAGGGUAUAUUGACCCAGAAAUUGGAAAGACCAAAGGUGUGACCUGCAAGUCGGAUAUCUACGCAUUCGGUGUUGUUUUAUUCGAGAUAUUGUGUGGGAGGAGAGCAUAUAUUAGGAACGAUGCUAAUAGGUUCUUAGCUCCAUUGGUCAUGCAACAUUAUGAAAACGAAACGUUGCCAGAUAUAAUCCAUCCCGAUCUAAAGAAUCAAAUGUCCGGAUUCCAAAUAUCCGUAAGAUCACUCAGAACAUACUCAGAAAUGGCAUAUUCUUGCUUAAAGGAAGAGCGAUCACAUCGCCCACAUAUGCUCAACAUUGUUAAUGAACUUGAGAAAGUAUUGGAGAAAGCAUUGAAGUUUCAACCCCCACCACCUGAAAAUUUUGGAAAUAACUUGGAACACUUGAAGAUUGAGCUUGAUGAUAUAAAGUUAGCCACCCAUAAUUUUUCAGACACAAAUGAAAUUAUCUCUAGUGAUUGCUAUACUUGGUACUCAAUAGAACUCUGCCAUUUUGAUAAAGAAAACGCUUCUUUCAUAGAAGGGAUAAGUAAAAGUAAACUAUUUAAGAGACACGACGCAGUUGUUAUAAAGCGCUUCCUUCUUGAAGUUGACGAGCUCGAAGAAGAAUUAUUUUUCACAGAACUUGAAGUGCUUGCUAGUGUUAAGCAUCACAACAUAGUCACUCUAAUAGGAUUUUGUGUUGAAGGUUUUGAGAUGAUACUCGUCACCGAGAAAUUUUCUAAUGGAUCACUUGGUGAUUAUUUGGGUAACGCAAAAAAAAUGCAUAAUUUGACUUGGGAAAAACGUUUGAAAAUCUGCAUUGACGGUGUUCACGCACUGAAUUACCUUCAUUAUGAGAUGGCAGAUAAAAAAAUGAUGAUACACAGUGAUAUAGAUCCUUUUAGAUUUGGGUUGUAUGAGAAUUGGAGGGCAAAGAUCCAAGACUUUGAGUUGGCAGUAUUCCUGCCUCCAAAUCAAAAAGACGAAGCUCUAUGUAAAAGAACAUAUUUUAAGUCAACGUGGCACGUGGAUCCAGAAUAUGUGAAGACUGGUAAGCUAAAAAGAGAGUCGGAUGUGUAUAGCUUUGGAGUAGUUAUGUUUGAAAUUCUAUGCGGAAGAAGAGCUCAGGACCAAAUUUACCUUAAGCAGAGUGAGAAAGGGUUGGUUCAUGUUGCAAGACAAAACUUCUCCAAUGGGACAAUAGAGGACAUCAUAGAUCCUAUACUAAAGGAAGAAACUGGUAAACAGAGUCAUAGUCCAAUUAGAAGAGCCAACAAGGAUUCUUUGUACACAUUUUUAAAAGUUGCAAACCAGUGUGUGGCGGAGACUCAAGACCAACGCCCAACAAUGAAAGCUGUUCUCAACGAACUUGAGAAAGCACUGGUCUUUCAAGUAAGUCAGGAGGAGCAAGUACAUGAGCCAAAUAAGGACCAAGUUGUCGAGGAACUUCAGAUAACAACUUUUCAAAUUCCUGUAAGACCUUCCUUUUUUUUACUUCAUCUUUUUGGUUGGUAA
Molecule: messenger RNA, 2144 nt
Organism: Helianthus annuus (common sunflower)
Lineage: Eukaryota; Viridiplantae; Streptophyta; Magnoliopsida; Asterales; Asteraceae
Product: receptor-like protein kinase HERK 1
Exons: 4
Coding region: 54-2144 (696 amino acids)
Biological process (GO): protein autophosphorylation
Cellular component (GO): plasma membrane; plasmodesma
Molecular function (GO): ATP binding; transmembrane receptor protein tyrosine kinase activity
Source: RefSeq, a predicted model, not a curated record